GUCUUUUUAUCUUCAACAGCCAAAGCUUCAAGCUUUACCACAGAGCAGCCACAAUGGAGGUCUGUGUGAACUCCACAAAACUCCUCAAUUUGAACCAAAACACCCGUCUUUUCGUUCCCAGAUACUCCAUUUCUCAUUCUUUCAAAAACCCAAUUCUCCAAUUCAAUAACAAUGUCCAAAAAAGACCCUUAAAUUAUCCUCUUAACCAACGCUCUUGUUUUUCCCGCCAAAUUCGAUCGCUUCAACGGCCAAUCUCAUCUCGGAUUAAGGCUUCACCAGCUUCUUCAGCGACUUCUGGAGCCGAGACAGAUAAGCUUCCAGCUGAUAUAAUGGUCACUGAGACUCAAGAGCCUAAUUCAAGAGUAAGGUUGAGUGUAGAAGUUCCGGCUGCAGUAGGUGAGGAUUGUUACAAAAGGGUCCUAAAGGAGUUUAUGAAGCAAGCGAAGAUACCCGGAUUUCGCCCAGGGAAGAUCCCGGAGAGUGUUCUUCUUAAUUAUGUAGGUGAGGAAAGUGUUCAGAAGGCCACAGUAGAAUCCAUUCUGAAAAGAACCCUCCCUCAUGCGAUGUCUACGGUAACCGGAAGAGCUCUGAGAGAUUCGGUUCGAAUAAUCACCAAAUUUUCCGAUAUGGAAAAAAGCUAUUCUUCUCUUAGCUCUCUUAGUUACGAUGUGAUUGUAGAUGUGGCACCUGAAGUAAAAUGGAUAUCCGAGAAUGGAUACAAAAGCAUGAAGAUUGUUGUCGAAAUAGACCAUGACAUAGAAGCUGAAAAAGCCUGUGAAGAGGAAAUAAAACGCCGCCACAAGUCCUUAGGCACACUGAAAAUUGUAACUGAUAGAGGACUACAGGUUGGUGAUCUUGCAGUCCUUGAUAUAUCAGCAACAACUAUUGAUCAAGAUGAGUCUAAUGUUCAAAAAGUUCCAGCUGCAGAGAGUAAAGGUUUUCAGUUUGAUACAGAAGAUGAUGAUAAAGUACUUCCCGGUUUCCUUGAUUCAAUAAUCGGUAUUCGACAAGGUGAAACCAAGUCCUUUCCGUAUGUAUUUCCAGAAACAUGGCAACAAGAAAAUCUUCGGGGUGUUGAAGCUCAAUUUACUGUUGAAUGCAAAGAACUAUUCUACAGGGAUUUACCCGAGUUAAAUGACUCUAUUGCCGAUAAGCUUUUUCCUGGUUGCACCGACUUAAACCAGGUCAAGGAGUCGUUAUUGCAAAAGUGCCAAGAAAUGGAGCAAGCUGCGAAAGACCAAGCAACGGAUAAUGCAAUUCUAGACCAGCUUUGCAAGAUGGUUGAGAUCGAUAUUCCCCAAUCCUUGUUUGAGGAACAAGGUAGGCAGCUUUAUGGAGCUAGACUUCUAGAGAUUCAGGCGAAUGUAAAGCUAAAUGAACAACAGUUGGCUACUCUGUCAAGUCCUAAGGCGGUGAAUGAGUUUCUGGAGAACCAGAGAGAGAACAUAAUAAACUUGAUAAAGCAGAAUCUCGCAGUAGGAGAUAUUUUCAAACGUGAAAAUUUGCAGUUUUCAACUGAGGAGCUUGUGAAAGAGGUACAGAAUUCGGUUGCCGAAUUCAAACGACACAAGCAAGAAUACGAUGAGGAACGCGUGAGGGAACAGGUACAAGAUGUGCUAGAGGGUGCAAAAGUGCUUGAAUGGCUUAAAGAACAUGCAGAUAUUCAGUAUGUAACUAGAUAAACAUAAAAGAAAGAAGAAAAUUCUGCCCUGGACCGAAUCAGAGGCACAUUUGGAUUAGGGGUGACUGUCAAAUUGCAGACGAAAAGUAAUAUCUUCAUUUAUGCAGAAUAGAAUCUGCAUUUGGUUGAGAGACUAUGAGAUGUAGGUUCUUUUAAAAGAUUAAGCAGUUCAAUUUGUGAUCAACCUUGUAUUAGAACAAACAUCUUUCGAAACAUCGAGUUUUCCCGAGUA
Molecule: messenger RNA, 1913 nt
Organism: Gossypium raimondii (Peruvian cotton)
Lineage: Eukaryota; Viridiplantae; Streptophyta; Magnoliopsida; Malvales; Malvaceae
Product: trigger factor-like protein TIG, Chloroplastic
Exons: 13
Coding region: 54-1682 (542 amino acids)
Biological process (GO): protein transport; 'de novo' cotranslational protein folding; protein unfolding
Molecular function (GO): protein folding chaperone; ribosome binding; peptidyl-prolyl cis-trans isomerase activity
Source: RefSeq, a predicted model, not a curated record